Messenger RNA from Neomonachus schauinslandi (Hawaiian monk seal), 4455 nucleotides. It is a transcript of the gene PER1, whose product is annotated as period circadian regulator 1. NCBI's taxonomy places the organism in Eukaryota, Metazoa, Chordata, Mammalia, Carnivora, Phocidae. Gene Ontology annotation, cellular component: cytoplasm; nucleus. Gene Ontology annotation, biological process: circadian regulation of gene expression; negative regulation of transcription by RNA polymerase II; entrainment of circadian clock by photoperiod. The record is from RefSeq and is a predicted model, not a curated record. Gene Ontology annotation, molecular function: transcription corepressor binding; transcription cis-regulatory region binding.
UCAGACAUGAGUGGCCCUCUAGAAGGGGCUGAUGGGGGAGGGGACCCCGGGCCGGGGGAAACCUUUUGCCCGGGAGGAGCCCCAUCCCCUGGGCCUCCGCAGCGCCGGUCUUGCCCUGGCCCCAGCCUGGCUGAUGACACAGAUGCCAACAGCAAUGGGUCCAGCGGCAAUGAAUCUAAUGGGCCCGAGUCCCGCGGCGCAUCUCAGAGGAGCUCACACAGCUCUUCCUCCGGCAAUGGCAAGGACUCAGCCCUGCUGGAGACCACUGAGAGCAGCAAGAGCACGAACUCUCAGAGUCCGUCCCCACCCAGCAGUUCCAUUGCCUACAGCCUCCUGAGUGCCAGCUCCGAACAGGACAACCCGUCUACCAGUGGCUGCAGCAGCGAACAGUCAGCCCGGGCGAGGACCCAGAAGGAGCUCAUGACGGCUCUGCGGGAGCUCAAGCUUCGGCUGCCGCCCGAGCGCCGGGGCAAGGGCCGCUCUGGGACCCUGGCCACGCUCCAGUACGCUCUGGCCUGUGUCAAGCAGGUGCAGGCUAACCAGGAGUACUACCAGCAGUGGAGCCUGGAGGAGGGCGAGCCUUGUGCCAUGGACAUGUCCACCUACACCCUGGAGGAGCUGGAGCACAUCACGUCCGAGUAUACGCUGCGCAACCAGGAUACCUUCUCCGUGGCUGUCUCCUUCCUGACAGGCCGCAUCGUCUACAUUUCGGAGCAGGCGGGUGUCCUCCUCCGCUGCAAACGGGAUGUGUUCCGGGGGGCCCGCUUCUCAGAGCUCCUGGCUCCCCAGGAUGUGGGCGUCUUCUAUGGUUCCACUGCCCCGUCUCGCCUGCCCACCUGGGGUGCUGGGACCUCAGCAGGUUCAGGCCUCAAGGACUUCACCCAGGAGAAGUCUGUUUUCUGCCGUAUCAGAGGAGGUCCUGACCGGGAUUCAGGGCCUCGGUACCAGCCAUUCCGCCUCAUGCCAUACGUGACCAAGAUCCGGGUCUCAGAUGGGGCCCCGGCACAGCCAUGCUGCCUGCUCAUCGCAGAGCGCAUCCACUCGGGUUACGAAGCUCCCCGGAUUCCCCCCGACAAGAGGAUCUUCACCACUCGGCACACACCCAGCUGCCUCUUCCAGGAUGUGGACGAAAGGGCCGCCCCGCUGCUGGGCUACCUCCCCCAGGACCUCCUGGGGGCCCCAGUGCUCCUGUUCCUGCAUCCUGAGGACCGACCCCUCAUGCUGGCCAUCCACAAGAAGAUCCUGCAGCUGGCAGGCCAGCCCUUUGACCACUCCCCUAUCCGCUUCUGUGCCCGGAAUGGCGAGUAUGUCACCAUGGACACCAGCUGGGCCGGCUUCGUGCAUCCUUGGAGCCGCAAGGUGGCCUUUGUCUUGGGCCGCCACAAAGUCCGCACGGCACCCCUGAACGAGGAUGUGUUCACCCCACCGGCCCCCAGCCCAGCUCUGUCUCUGGACUCGGACAUCCAGGAACUCUCGGAGCAGAUCCACCGGCUGCUGUUACAGCCCGUGCACAGCCCCAGUCCCACGGGGCUCUGUGGAGUGGGCGCCGUCACUUCCCCGGGCCCUCUCCUCAGCCCUGGCUCCUCCAGUGACAGCAACGGGGGUGAUGCCGAGGGGCCUGGGCCUCCUGCGCCGGUGACGUUCCAGCAGAUCUGUAAGGACGUGCAUCUGGUGAAGCAUCAGGGGCAGCAGGUUUUCAUUGAGUCCCGUGCCCGGCCUCCACCCCGGCCCCGCCUCCCUGCUACAGGCACAUUCAAGGCCAAGACCCUUUCCUGCCAGUCCCCAGACCCAGAACUGGAAGUGGUCCCUGCUCCCGUCCAGGCCCCACUCACCCUGACCCCGGAUGAGGCUGAGAGGAAAGAAGCCUCCAGUUGUUCCUACCAGCAGAUCAACUGCCUGGACAGCAUCCUCAGGUACCUGGAGAGCUGCAACAUCCCCAGCACGACCAAGCGGAAGUGUGCCUCUUCCUCCUGCACCACAUCCUCGGCCUCGGACGAGGACAAGCAGAGGACGGGUCCGGUCCCUUUGGGGGCCAAGAAAGAUCCAUCGGUGGUGCUGCGCGGGGAGGGGGCCGGCCCUCAGAAGGAGCCAGUGGUGGCAGGCACCCUGAGCCCCCUCGCCCUGGCCAAUAAGGCAGAGAGCGUGGUGUCCGUCACCAGCCAGUGUAGCUUCAGCUCUACCAUCGUCCAUGUGGGAGACAAGAAGCCCCCGGAGUCGGACAUCAUCAUGAUGGAGGACCUGCCUGGCCUGGCUCCAGGCCCAGCCGCCAGCCCAGCCCCCAGCCCCACGGUAGCCCCCGACCCCGCCCCAGACGCCUACCGCCCCGUGGGCCUGACCAAGGCCGUGCUGUCCCUGCACACACAGAAGGAGGAGCAGGCCUUCCUCAGCCGCUUCCGAGACCUCAGCCGACUGCGGGCGCUCGACAGCUCCUCCCCGGCCCCCCUGGCCCCUGGCGAGCGAGGCUGCCACCACGGCCCCGCACCCCCCGGUCGCCGACACCACUGCCGAUCCAAAGCCAAGCGCUCCCGCCACCACCAGACCCCCCGGGCCGAAGCCCCCUGCUAUGGCUCCCACCCAUCGCCUGUGUCACCCUCGGCCCCCUGGCCGCCCCCACCAGCCACUACUCCCUUCCCAGCUGUGGUCCAGUCCUACCCUCUCCCAAUGUUCUCCCCGCGAGGAGGCCCACAGCCUCUCCCCUCUGCCCCCACAGCUGGGCCCCCUGCAGCUUUCCCUGCCCCACUGGUGACCCCCAUGGUAGCCUUGGUGCUCCCUAACUAUCUGUUCCCCGCCCCACCCAGCUAUUCCUAUGGGGUAGCCCAGACCCCUGCCGAAGGGCCUCCUACCCCUGCCUCCCACUCCCCUUCUCCGUCCCUGCCCCCGCCGCCCCCCAGCCCUCCCCGCGGGCCGGACUCUCCGCUCUUCAACUCGAGAUGCAGCUCCCCGCUCCAGCUGAAUCUGCUGCAGCUUGAGGAGCCCCCCCGUGUUGAAGGGGGUGCUGUUGCAGGGGGCGCUGGGAGCAGUGCUGGGCCCCCGCCUCCCAGUGAGGAGGCCGCUGAGCCAGAGGCCAGAUUGGUGGAGGUGACAGAGUCCUCCAACCAGGACGCGCUGUCGGGCUCCAGUGACCUGCUGGAGUUGCUGCUACAGGAGGACUCUCGGUCCGGCACGGGCUCCGCCGCCUCAGGCUCCCUAGGCUCCGGCCUGGGCUCUGGGUCCGGUUCAGGCUCCCAUGAGGGAGGCAGCACUUCAGCCAGCAUCACACGCAGCAGUCAGAGCAGCCACACGAGCAAGUACUUCGGCAGCAUCGACUCUUCAGAGGCCGAAGCUGGGGCUGCCCAGGCCGGGGCUGAGCCCGGGGACCAGGUCAUUAAGUACGUGCUCCAGGAUCCCAUCUGGCUGCUCAUGGCCAAUGCCGACCAGCGCGUCAUGAUGACCUACCAGGUGCCGUCCAGGGACAUGGCCUCUGUGCUGAAGCAGGACCGGGAGUGGCUCCGGGCCAUGCAGAAGCAGCAGCCUCGGUUCUCAGAGGACCAGCGCAGGGAACUGGGUGCCGUGCAUUCCUGGGUCCGGAAGGGUCAGCUGCCUCGGGCCCUCGAUGUGAUGGCCUGUGUGGAUUGCGGUAGUAGCACCCAAGACCCCGGCCACCCGGAUGACCCCCUCUUCUCGGAACUGGAUGGACUGGGACUGGAGCCUAUGGAGGAGGGCGGAGGCGAGGGUGGGGGCGGGGGUGCUGAAGGUGAGGGCGGAGAAGAGGCCCAGGCUCAAGCUGGGACCAGGGUCUCCAGCUCUCAGGACCUGGCCAUGGAGGAGGAGGAACAAGGUGGGAGCUCACCCAGUCCAGCCUUAGCCGCAACAGAAAAUGGCACCAGCUAGACCACGUUUGGGGGCCCCCUCCGGCAGUGCAUGAGAAGCUUCCUUCUCCCGUGUUCCACCUCUCAGAACUCAGAUGUGGCUGGACCAACCAAUAGGAAACUGCCCCAGCUUCUCCCACGUAGGGGGCGGGACCCCCAUCAGCAGCCCAGGAUCCAGGGGCUGCCUCCUGCUUCUGAGGGUAGAGACGGGGCGGGGGGAUUCGUCAGCCCAGCCCAGAGAAGCCGCGUCUCCCACCUCUGGUGAGGAGCUCUUCCUUCCCUUGGACAAGGUUGCUGACAAGCUGCUCAAGUGGUCUCUCCAAGUCCCGGCUCAGCCCAAGUCCUGGUCCCUGAGGGUUGGGGCUGCACUUAUUUAUUGGGGGAGACAGCCCCUUCUCCCACCUCUUCCGUAGAGGGGAGGGAGAGGGCCAGCGGUCCAAACCCCUAGCUGCUCCGGGGUGGGGGAGGUUGGUGGACCAUGGAGUCCUUGGUGCUGCCCCUCAGGUGGGACCCAGGUGUUCUCAGCUGUACCCUCUACCGAUGGCAUAUGUGUUUUUGAUAUUGUGUCUGUUGUUAUUUUUUAAUACAAAGAGAAAAAAAAAAAAAC